AUGAGCGAGUCUCAAAACCAAGGAGAGCUCUAUACACUCAAAUACUUCACGACCUCAAAACAUGCUAAAGAAACAACAACCAUAAAGAUCAGCCCGAAUGGAAUAUAUUUCGCGACAGCUUCAUCAGAUGCCAAUAUUCAUAUAUUUGAUUUUAAAACUGGUUCAUUCAUACGAUACUUAGGUGGACAUUCAAGAGGGAUUUCAGAUAUAGCAUGGUCAAGAGACUCAAAACAUAUAGCGUCUGUUUCGGAUGAUAUGAGCGCAAGAAUAUGGGACAUAGAAUAUGGUGAAUGUAUUAAUGUUAUGGAAGGUCAUACGUUCCAUGUUACUUGUGUUGAGUUCAAUUAUAAAGGCAAUUUAUUGGUUACAGGGAGUGCAGAUGAAGCAAUAAGAGUAUGGGACGCACAAAGUGGGAAAUGCCUGAAAACAUUGAGUGCACAUUCAGAUCCUAUCGCAUCUGUUGAUUUAAGUUGGGAUGGUACUAUUAUCGCAAGUGCAAGUUAUGAUGGUUUAAUUAGAUUAUUUGAUACUGAAUCUGGUCAAUGUUUGAAAACCCUGAUUUAUGAUAAAGGUGGCUCAUCAUUUCCAGUGUCAUAUGUUAGAUUCUCACCAAAUGGAAAUUAUUUAUUGGCUACAAGCUUAGAUAAUACAGUCAGAUUAUGGGAUUACAUGAAUAAUAGAGUGGUGAAGACUUACCAAGGGGGAUCAGGAAUCUCAGAAAAAUUUACAUGUGGUUCAGAAAGUGGUGAUGUCAACGUUUGGGACCUGCAAUCAAAGAAUGUACUGAGUACUAUCAACGUCUCUUCAUCACCUGCUCUACAAAUAGAUGUCUUAGGCACAAUUCUUAUCGCUGUGUCAUUAGAUGGGACUAUCAAAGUUUUUGAACUAAGUGAUGAUUUCAAAGGGAAUGAUAGCGAUAGAGUAGAGGCAGAUUAA
Hansenula ciferrii is the source of this 936-nucleotide messenger RNA. It is a transcript of the gene SWD3, whose product is annotated as Swd3p. Bases 1 to 936 code for a protein of 311 amino acids. NCBI's taxonomy places the organism in Eukaryota, Fungi, Ascomycota, Saccharomycetes, Phaffomycetales, Wickerhamomycetaceae. The transcript is spliced from 2 exons. Gene Ontology annotation, molecular function: protein binding. The record is from RefSeq and is a predicted model, not a curated record.